Messenger RNA from Durusdinium trenchii, 2895 nucleotides. Lineage: Eukaryota; Dinophyceae; Suessiales; Symbiodiniaceae. The record is from the annotation of a GenBank genome assembly.
UCCAAAGACACAGCGCAUGAUGUUUGAAGCGAUGCUACCUGCCGGUUGACUUCCGUACAGAUCGCAAAAAGGUUUGAAGACCUCGCCGGCCAUGGAGGAUGUGGAGGCAGUGAUCUGUGUGAAUCGCUACAAGAAGGCCACAUCUGGUGGUCCAGAGGCUGAGGCUCCUCUGGAGGAGAAGAGUGUAGGGGAACCAGAGACUCCUGGUGUGGAUGAGUCGCUCUCCAGCGAGGAGGAUGAAGAGCUUCUCCAGAAUGAUGUGAGCAAAGAGGAGCUUGAAGGCUACCAGGAGAUCUUCGAAGCUCUCAGCUCGGAGGAGGAGAGCAAGAAGUUGGAAGAGCAGGGUGUGUGUGACAAGGAAGACGUUGAGAAGGAAGAGGAUGACAAAGAAGAGGACAAGGAAGAGGCUGAGGAAGAGGAGGAAGAGGAGGAAAAGGAAGAGGAUGAAAAGGUCGAGGAAGAAAGAGAAGAGCAGGUUAGAAAAGUCGAUGAUAAGGAAGAAGAAGACGUCAAGGUCAGAGGCGACCCAGAGGCCGAAGAAGAGGCCACCUCUGUGGUGGCGGAGGUUGAGGAUGAGGCCGUGGACGUCGAACAGACGAUGGGCGAAGAAGUAGUGGAAGAGGAUGUCCUGCAGGUGGACCAGCCAGACCAGGUCGAGGCUCUGGAAAGCAGCGAGUCGGAGGGCAAUGACCUGGAUUUGGACACCUAUGAGAUCUCUGACGAUGAUGAUGAGGACAUGGAGCCAGUGGACGUGAGCGACGCAGAGUCCGACUUCGACUUCGACGACUUCGACGGCGAGGAUGACUUUGAGGACGAAUUGGACCUCGAGGACUACGAAGAGGAGGACGAUCUCGGCGCAUUGAAACAAGGCUUCAACACCUGGCUCGCCUGCUGGGAAGAGGAACUGCCCCAGCGCCUGGCGCAGCCGGGUGCCGCGCAAGACUUGCGCGAGCGGCUCCUCAAGACGUUGCAGAAGGAGACUGGCAGAAGCAGUGCGGUGGAUGCCAACCGCUUCUCCUUGCAGUGGGAACAUGCGCUUGUGUUCAAUGACUGCCCACCUUUGCUGGGCUUUGUCUCCAAGAAGGACGCGAACGCCCUGCUGCGGUGUGAGAAUUUGAAGGAUCUGCAGUUGGGCUUCGCUUGGAGCGAGGACGACGGACCGAACCGCGAGGCCGAGGUGGACACUGAAGUAGUGGUGGACUCUCCAUCGCCGGCACCAACGCCAAGUCGCCCCUCUCGGGAGAUCCGGAUGGAUCGAUCGAGGUCUCGGGAUAGCCAACGGUGUCAAGGUGAUAAGCAUUGGGACCGCAUGCAUUCUAGCAAAUACUUUGACGGCGAGAAGAUGGAGAAGAUCCAUCUGAGGUUUGUGCCUCUCCGCAAAGCGAAGAAGGAAGAGGAGCCCUGGGGCAAGGACAUCAUGUCAUUUCCCGAGGAGCGACCCAAGGUCACCUUGGACAAAGAUGGUGUUCUGGUGGUCUACAAGCCAGCAUUCUGGACCAUGACCACUUCUGACAAAGGUGAUGUCGAGCCCAUCAUCAGCAGACAUUCAGCGCUUCAAGACUGGAUUCGAAGUCACAUGGGUUUUAGGUACAAAUGGUUGCGGCAGAACGACCGCGCAGGUUUAAUCCAUCGCUUGGAUGUGCAAACCAGCGGGCCCAUCAUUUGUGGCUCGAACCCGAAAGCCUUCAACAGUCUGCGAAUGAGCCUCCACACACACAAGUUCUACAAGGAGUACAUUGCUUUGAUGCACGGUGCUCUUCCUCUUCGUGAGUGUUGCGGAGAGAUGAACUAUCCUUUGCUCACGAUGAGAGAGCGAGGCUAUGCUGGCUGGCGAACCUGUGUCGAUCCUCGUGGUCAGGAGGCCCUGACUCGCUACGAGGCCGUGGCCGCCUACAAGUACUCCGAGGGCCACGGGAAGACUCAACGCUACACGUUAGUCCGGCUACAUCUCAUCACUGGGAAGACGCAUCAAAUCAGGGUGCAUCUCAUGGAGUUGGCGCGGCGGAACAACUUGAAGACCCACGGCAUUGUGGGCGACUACAAGUAUUUGCCGCCGCGAAACCUGAAGCUGGACAAGAGGAUCUGCCGCCGCGUGUUCCUGCAUUGCUACCGCCUGCAUUUUCCCAUGCCCGGUCACGAGGACGACGUGUGUAAGGUUCGCUGUCCACUCCCAGUGGAGCUCCAAGAAGCCCUGAAGCAGAUCGAUCUGGACAAAGAUCUCACAGAGAACUACCGGAAGCGAUGUCGAAAGAGUCGUGUCAUGGACAGGGACGACGUGAUUGACAAGAGCUGUCAGCAAACCAGGAAGUAUUUAAAUAUUCCCGGACUCAUCGACUACGAUUUCUGGCGGGAGCAGCACAAUUAAAAAAAGACGCUGGGCCUGUCGCAACGCGUUCUCUAGAUCAUUCUUUGGUGUUUCUACGGGUCAUCAUGAUGUUCUUUUCGUACUGGCUGCUAUUUGUCGUUAAAGGUUCCGGGGGGCUUCGAUUGAAUUGGUCGCACAUCGGUGAAGCGCGUCAGUUCUUUUCGCUCGCUGCGUACAUCGAACCGAGUUUCGGCGAUAAAGACCUGCCUGCUCUCGGACGCCCAAGGAAGGUUGAGUAUAGAUGUUGACCAGCUGACUUAAUUUUCCAGCUGAGUUAAUGCCACUAGGAAUGGUGCUUUAAGGUUGUGAAGACCUUGACUAGAUCCAUGCUAGUGAAACGUUUCGCGCUCUUCAAACGGUUGAGCGCUUCUUUGGGGAAGUUGAGCUUGGCCGACACCAGCUGCAGCGGGCGCAACGUUUCGGUGCUUGUCACUCGGAAAGUGCUGGUGUGAAAGGGGUUCCGCAGCUUGCCUUGUUUGGGGGAUGCGUUCACAAUAUGUGCACUCAGAACCUAGUCUGACACAACAGCA